AACGACAUUCUUUUUGUUAGUUCUUGACACUCCACUAUGUAUUUCCGUGUACUGAUUGCCUUCUCAAUGCUACAAGCGGUAUUUGGUUUUCAAGAUUGUCCCUCAGAUGUGGUUGGUGUUGAAAACAGAAAUAUCAUACCAGACAGUAGUUUUACAGCGAGCACGGAGCUGAGGUCUCAAUAUGGAGCCGUCAAAGCUAGGUUUACUUCUGAUAGUUGUUGGGAGCCAAAUGGGAGUAACAAAGCUGAUGACUAUCUACAGAUAGACUUGGGUAAAGUGUUUGUUAUCUGUGCUGUGGCUACAAAGGGAAGCGCAAGACUUUUUGCAUUAGAAUGGACAACAGAGUACAAGAUAUCUUCAUCAGUAGAUGGUACAACAUGGUCUUGGUAUCCGGACAAUAACACUGUCCAGACAUUUGUUGGCAACACUGACGGUAAUACUGCUGUUAAGAAUGUUCUAAAUGCUCCUGUCUUGGCAAAGCUGAUAAGAUUUACACCAACAAAAUGGAACAAUUACAAAGCUUUGCGAGUUGAACUUUACGGCAUUGAAUAUGACGUUUUUAGUUGCAAAUCCUACAGUGUUGGUGUUGCAAGUGUUGCUAAGAUACCAAACAACAAAAUUUCAUCCUCAUCUAAUUACAAUACCAGUACUCCACCACACAAUGGCAGGCUUGGUUACAAUAUAGGGUCGCCAUGGUGUUCUGCUAGGUCAGACUCUUUUCCAUAUCUACAAAUUAACCUGAGCACACCUUACGUCAUUUGUGGUGUUGCAACACAGGGUGACCACAUGUCGUCCAACCAGUGGGUGCAGACUUACUACAUACAGACAUCAAUUGAUGGCAGGUCAUUUUUUGACUUAAAACAGAAUAACAUUGUUAAGGAAUUUUCUGGUAACAUCGAUCCCAACACAAUUUUUCAAAACGUACUGUACGAGGGAACUGUUGGUCAGUACGUCCGCAUACGACCUAAGAGUCACUAUGGAUCUACAAGCUGUAUGAGAACAGAACUGUAUGGUGUACAACAGACUAGAGUUUGUUCCAGGAUUUCCAUUGGUAUACCAUCUGCAACUAUUGUUCCUGAUCACCGAUUCACCGCGAGUUCAUAUUAUAGUAACCAUUAUGUACCAAGUAAUGCCAGGCUUAGGAAGAACGCAGCCUGGGAACCUGCAAAUGACAAAAUUGCAGGUUCCUGGCUGCACAUUGAUCUUGGUUCUGUGGUAUUUAUUUGUGCCGUUGCAACUCAAGGGAAUGGCCAUUCUGCCAAUGAAUAUGUCAAGAAAUACAAGCUCAGAACGUCAAUUGAUAAUAUUAAUUGGAAAUAUUACCAGGAAAACAAUGUAGACAAGAUAUUUGCGGGGAAUACAAAUAAAAACAGCAUUGUAACAAACACUCUGGCAAUUCCAACUAAAGCCAAGUUUAUAAGAUUUUACCCUGUGGCCUGGAAUGCUUAUGCAGCGAUGAGGGUUGAAGUAUAUGGUGUACCUUUAGUUUGCAGCAAACCAUUUGGUCGUGAAAAGGGUGGCAAGUUGGGGAAUAUCAAGAUGACGUCAUCAUCUAAAGCAGACAAUUCCCAUGAUGCAUCUGAUGGACGUCUCUAUGGUGAUGCGUCAUGGUGCAGUAGUACCUCAUCAAACUCAGAGUACAUUCAGAUUGACUUUGGAAAGAUAAUAACACUGACUGGUAUAGCUACACAGGGUGACCACACCAUGGAUAAAUGGGUCAAGACUUACAACAUCAAAUACAGCAUAGAUGGAAUCCAAUGGAAUGAUCACCGAGAAGGCGGAAAUACUGCCAAGAUCUUUCAAGGAAACAGUGACAGAAGUAGUAUUGCAGUCCGAUGGUUAAGUCAUCCACUCACAGUGAAAUAUAUCAAAGUGCAUCCUCAAUCUUGGAAUACUGCAGUGUGUAUGAGAAUAGAAGUCUUUGGAUGCAAGUAUCCUUCUGCUCCAGAGAUAACCGAGCUGACAAAUCAAAACCUUACAGCAUCAAGAGGUAGUUAUGUCGAGUUGACGUGCCAGGUAAAGGAACCAUUAAUCCAGCACAUUCAAUGGUAUUCUAAUGGUAAUGAUGUAACCGGUCUUUCUGGUGGUAUUACGCGGCAUGUUACCUCUGUUAAGUCUUUGUUACGAGUAAACUAUACCAAUGCUAUUGAUGUAACCAGGAAAUACCAGUGCUUCAAUGAAAUAAAUAUUAUGGUAUGCCGACGGAACUACGUGUGUAAGUCAAAGUAUGGAAAACAGAAUAGUGAAGCAGAUUCUGUGAAAAGUGCGCAAGUCCAAGUUAUUCUUGACAUAUCUCCUGUUUUUCCAUCGCCAUUGCUGCAUGUUUUUGCCAAGUCAGUGAUCUUUGUCUGGACUUAUCCCGUCAAUUCAUACGUUAGAGCUGUAAUGGUCAAGUACUGGAACCAUCAAAUAACAAAGACCGUGACUGCAUCUUAUCCUGCUACCAAUCUUACCAUAACUGGUUUAUCACCUUGUACGUACUAUAAUGUGACUAUCAAGGCUGUCAGUGAACUGGAUAAUGGACAAUGGACUACAACCAGGAAUUUCAGAACAGACUCGGAAUUACCAAACGUUGCCCCCAGUGGUGUUAAUGCACGAGCGAAGACGUCUCAAAGCAUACUUGUUACAUGGAAGGUUCCCGCUGGAAUCAGUUGUCCUCCCAAUGGAUACAAGAUUGUCUUCACAACUGCAGCAGGGCGACCUGGUCAAAGUGUUUUUGUCAGUGGUUUUCAAAAUACAUCGUAUACGUUGACUAAACUGAAAAAGGGGACUGAAUAUUUCAUCCGUGUUCAAGUUCACAAUGAGAAAGGAAAUGGUCCACUAAGUACUGUUGUAAAGGAACGUACCUUGGAAGACAAAAAGAAUGCAACGCGUAAGACUGAAAAUCUAAGCGAUCAAAAAGAACGACCAAAAUGUGUCACAGGUGCGUCAUCAGGAAGAACGCUAAGUUAUAUUCUCGGUGCGAUAAUCGCCGUACUGGUUGUGAUCAUCAUCGCAUUGAUGUUUUACAUUCGACAAUUGAGAAAUCUUGUGAACGAUUUUCAAGGCAAAUCAAAGAGGAAUCCCGAUAGUAAUUUACCAGGCCAAAUUGUUUACGAGCUUACUGACUUUGGCUGCUCUCCUCGCUAGAAGAUUCGACGAUAAAGAUGAACUUCAUAAGAAUAUUUUGAAGCUCAGAAAACAUUUAACACUUAUUUACUGGAACCGAGGGAAACAUACUGUUCAAGCUUGCGUGAAGUCAGCCUACUCAGUUCCAAUCUUUCACGGACAAAGAUUACGUGACAAAUUAUCAUGCAAAUAGUCACGGAAAUAGAUUUAAUCGAAAUUUUUUUUAAAAAUUGAAAAAUUGACUUCUACAUUCGGGAUCGGGUAAUCUUCGAAUUACGCGCUUCCAGUCAGUGUCCAGGAGGAAUUCAAAUGAGUGACAUACCCACCAGUACUUCAACAGAAUAUGAAACAGUUGACCAACCUCAGCGACAAGAAUCGAACCGUAAUGACGAUGGAAUUUUCGAAAAAACAAGAACCACUUACCAACAACUUCAUUUUGACAAUAAACAAAAAGGAGGCAUUUAUGAAGUAAUGGACCAAAAUACGAAAAGUGAGAAAUUGUUGGCUAACGAUGCGCAGGCAGGACAUUCCGUUUACCAGUCGCUUUGCAAGGAUGCAUAUCGAUCAAAUAUAUCAAGGACUGCACAUCUAUGAAAAUAAGAAUGCACAAUCCAAGAUAUAAUCAUUAUAAAACGUGGGUUUAAUGAUGUAGAUGUCUGUUUUAAUAAAUUAAUAGCUUAAAGUGCUACUUGCAUGAA
Exaiptasia diaphana is the source of this 3806-nucleotide messenger RNA. RefSeq lists its product as uncharacterized. The record is from RefSeq and is a predicted model, not a curated record. NCBI's taxonomy places the organism in Eukaryota, Metazoa, Cnidaria, Anthozoa, Actiniaria, Aiptasiidae. Bases 37 to 3129 code for a protein of 1030 amino acids. Gene Ontology annotation, molecular function: protein binding. The transcript has 19 exons.